AUGAAGUUCAGCCUCUUCUCCGUCAUUGCUCUGGCCUCUUCGGCCAUGGCUGCUCCCGCCGUCCAGGUCCAGGCCAAGGCCGCUGGUGCCGCUGCCGAUGUCCACGCCCGACAGGUUCCCGCCGUUCCUGCUGCUGUCCCUGCCGUUCCCCAGGUUGUCAGCACCACCGUCAGCAAGACCGUUAUCAAGAAGAUCACCUCCACCAAGGUCACCAACACCGGAGGCGUUGUCAAGGUUCUGACCGUUGCCGUCGACGAGGUCACCGUCCAGGUUGGCACCAUCAAGGAGACCAUUAAGAAGGUCAAGUCCGGCGCUCUUGGCAAGGCCGCUGCCAUCACCCACAUCCACCAGAACGUCGCCAUCAUCAACCAGCUCCUCACCGUCGUUGUUGACCAGCUCAAGGAUGUUGUCAAGGUCGAGAUCGCUCUCCCUGACGUCAAGAUCAUUGUUGGUCUUGUCAUCAAGCUUGUCAACGAGCUCGUCGCUGUCGCCAAGGACAUCAUGAGCACUCUCGGUCUCGACAACAUCCUCGCCGCUGUCCUCAACCUCGUCUUCCGUCUUCUCGGUACUCUCAUCAACCUCGUCGCCAACCUCAUCGGCGAUAUCAUCCCCGGUGUUCUUGACAUCCUUACCGCCGUCCUCGACACCCUUUCCGGCACUCCCCUCGGCCCCAUUGUCCAGCCCGUCACCGUUGUUGUUGGUGGUCUCACCAGCUACCUUACCCAGGGCACGCAGGGUACCGUUGGUGCUUAA
Messenger RNA from Fusarium pseudograminearum CS3096, 753 nucleotides. RefSeq lists its product as uncharacterized. The coding region runs from base 1 to 753 and encodes 250 amino acids. The record is from RefSeq and is a predicted model, not a curated record. Lineage: Eukaryota; Fungi; Ascomycota; Sordariomycetes; Hypocreales; Nectriaceae. The transcript is spliced from 2 exons.